Molecule: messenger RNA, 2206 nt
Organism: Selaginella moellendorffii
Lineage: Eukaryota; Viridiplantae; Streptophyta; Lycopodiopsida; Selaginellales; Selaginellaceae
Exons: 2
Coding region: 533-2134 (533 amino acids)
Source: RefSeq, a predicted model, not a curated record
GCUCAGCCAACGAAAGCAGCAAAGCAAAGAAAGCAAAGCUUGUUUCGCGAGACAAAGAGAGAGCGAUUGAGAGAACAGUCACUGGGUGUUUCUUUCCUUUUCGUGUUUUCUUUUUGUUUUGCGUACGAAUCUUAGCGUAGGCCGACCGUAGGAGAAGCUACAUUUCUAUCGCAGCGAAGAGAAAAAAGCCUGGGGAGUGAGAAGGAGUGAAGGAAAGAGAGGGGGAGUUCUUCGUCUUUUUCUCUUGAUCCGGGAUGACAGGAGCACAGAACUGGCAGGCUAUGGCGCGAUCCAUCCUAGGCUUCGCUUUCGGUGGUACUGCGCGGUGGUGGUAGUAGUUUAGUGCUUGUUCUUGCUUGCCUAGACUGGUGAGUGAUGAGAUUUGAGCGCCCACUAACUUGAUCGAGAGUGAUCGAGUGAGAGAGUGAGAGGGAGAGAGACGUGUGUGGUCUCGGGGUUCCAUUUCUUUGAUCCCUGGCUUGUCGGAUUCGCGGCGGCUAAAUCGUAUUGGUGUUCGCGAGAAAUUAGCGAAAUGGAUCACGCAAGGUGGGAGCUAUACCCGGCGGCGGCGCACGAGGAACAGGGGAGUCGCGAGGAAGAACAAGAACAAAUCGAGGAGGAGAACGGAGGGUUUGUGUCAAUUGCGCUGACGGGCGGCUCGGAGCUCGCGGAAUUCAAGGCGCGCUGGCGGCUGCCGCUCUUCUCCGGCGAUGGGCUUGGAUCGACCCAGCUGGUGGAACUGAGGAGCAAGUCGGGGAUUUGCGUGGAUUCGGUGGAGCCAUUCUCUUUCGCCGCCGCGGAUCCUAGGCGCGCUGCCGCUGCUCCAAGUGGAAACGAUGACGAUGGCGCCGGCGUGAACAGCGCCACCAAGCUGCGAUUGCUCGAGGGUCUCUCGGGGGCCGCCUCGCCGAUCGUGCUCAAGAGCAGGGGAGUGAUCCAGGCCGAGAGGCGGCGCCGGAUGAUCAAGAGCAACCAGGAGCUCUUCCUCAUGGAGUCAUCCAGGAAGACGAAGCAGAGGGCCGUGUCCAUGGAUGACACGAGCUUGAAUCAUCUCCACGAGCUCCACCACCACGCGAGGAAGAAGCUCACCAGCGUCGAUGAUUCGGCCAAGAACACGAAGAAAUCAUCGCCAAGCCUAUCGCCGGCGGCGCAACCACUGCCGCUACCACCGCCGCCAGGGAAUCCAGCGAGAAAUCACCACCAGCACCACCGGCGGCACCUCAGUAUCGAUUUGCGCGCGUCGCCAGCCGCCAAGUUCGUCGUCCAGGUGAUGCCAUGGGAGAUUUCUUCGCCUUCUUCGUCUUCCUCGCUCUUGGAUCGUCGCGAGCAUCCGGAUUCGAGCAGGAGAUCGAUGGGAAGCCACUGCUUCGUGCCAUUCAAAUGGGAGGAGGUUCCAGGCAAGCCCAAGAACGUCAGCGCGGCGGCGAGCACUGGCAAUGCUCUUCUUGAUCCUGGCGGCCAUGGCGCCGCGAGAAAAUUGCAGCUCCCGCCGCGGCUCCAGCACCAGGAUCACGAGCAGGAGAAGCAGCGUUCUCUGCAGCGAUGCUCGCCCACGAGCACGCUAGAUCGCACCGCCGUGGAGGGCUCUUCCUCGGCAUCCUCCCCAAGGAUCGAUGCGUCUUUCUCAUCCGCCACGAGCUCUUGUGCUUCCUCUUUCGCCGGCGAUGGUGAUCAAGCCCCGCGAUGGAUCAGGGCGCUACUGGCGCUGCACAUCUGGGAGACCGUCCGGGCGAUCUCUAGGCCGAGGAGUUGCGAGGACGAGGGAGGAGAUCUUGCGCCGGAGAUUCGCCAAGCCAAGAAAAAGAACGCCCUCGCCAAGAAUGUGGCCGAUUGUGCGGUGCCAUACCCAUCUUGGAGCCCGGCGCCGCUCCCGCGAUCAUCCUGGUUCCAGCGAUCGCCGAUCCGAAGCAAGAACAGCCGCGGCACGAAUUGGGCGUUUGGAAAGAUCGCUUGGAGGAGCUGCAAUAUGGUCAAGAGAGCCGUGAGAUUCCGGUGGUGGUCUUUGUCGCGAUCAUCCAGGGGUUUCCAUAGCACCCGGAAGAACACGCGAUCAUCGGCAACGAUCUACAAGCCUCUCUUGUGCCGAGUGGACGGCGAUUCCAGCGCUUUUGGAUGCUCCACUGCUAGAAUCUAAGAAGAAUAUUACUUCUGUUUAGCACUUGGCCUUACAUCGUGAUUAGUUUAAUUUGAUCCGUAGUUGACCUCA